AUGAGGGACUUCCCAAGUAACAUGAGGGUCUUCCCUAGUAACAUGAGCGACUUCCCAAGUACCACGAGGGACUUCCCUAGUAACAUGAGGGACUUCCCUAGUAACAUGAGGGACUUCCAUAGUAACAUAAGGGACUUCCCUAGUAACAUAAGGGACUUCCCUGGUAACAUGAGGGACUUCCCAAGUAACAUGAGGGACUUCCCUAGUAACAGGAGGGACUUCCCAAGUAACAUGAGGGACUUCCCAAAUAACAUGAGCGACUUCCCUAGUAACAUGAGCGACUUCCCAAGUAACAUGAGCGACUUCCCUAGUAACAUAAGGGACUUCCCAAUAUACACGAGGGACUUCCCUUGUGAGUCAAGGGACUUCCCAAGUAACAUGAGGGACUUUCCAAGUAACAUGAGGGACUUCACCAGUAACAUGAGAGACUUCCCCGGUAACGGGAGGGACUUCCAUGAGGGACUUGCCAAGCACCCGCAGGGACACUACAUGUGCCAGCAGGACAUCAAGAUUAACAAUCCAUAA
Molecule: messenger RNA, 525 nt
Organism: Haliotis rufescens (red abalone)
Lineage: Eukaryota; Metazoa; Mollusca; Gastropoda; Lepetellida; Haliotidae
Exons: 1
Coding region: 1-525 (174 amino acids)
Source: RefSeq, a predicted model, not a curated record